AUGGAGAGCCUUCUGCAGAUGCAUGGGAAGAAGAUGGUGACCAUGGACGACGUCAGAGGACGAGGCGGUGGGGAAAACUUCGUCGUAGAGGGUUUGAGAGGGUUCCUGGUCACCCUCAGCAGCUUCUUGCAGAAGCUCGAGCAGAUGCUACCGCCGGAGAACCGAGCGAGCGGCCCGCCGGAAGACACCGAAUGGAUCUUCCGUCACUUCUCCAUCUUCCUCGUGGCCAUCACCCUGGUGGCUCUCAUCUACUACGUCUUCUUCAAGGGUGGUGAGCGGGGAAUGAACGGCGGCUGGAAAGCGACCAAGAUGAUGAUGCCGCCACGAAGUGGGCCGCCGACGCUGUACGAGCACGAGCUGAUUGUGGCCGCAAUCAGCCUGCUCCUCCUCAUCAUCCUCUCCCUGGGUGGCCUCUACUACUACUACUGCUACCAGGCGGGCUGCUUCGGAGACGGUGGCCACCCCGCCAUGCUGAUGAAUGCCGCUGGGAGGAAGACCAGAAUUAUGAGUAGGUAG
Molecule: messenger RNA, 516 nt
Organism: Spirodela intermedia
Lineage: Eukaryota; Viridiplantae; Streptophyta; Magnoliopsida; Alismatales; Araceae
Source: the annotation of a GenBank genome assembly